GCAGCGCUGACGCUAUCGCGUUACCGCUCACAUGCCUCGAGCUGUCUGUCUCAACGGUCGUUGCUCGGAUGCUGUCGCUUUGUAGUUUUUGUACGUUUGUUGUUUUGUUUUUUUAUCGGUGAAGAAGACUGACUUUUCUCAGCAAGGAUACACAUGACCGAGACAAUUUUAGUUUUGGAACUGCGAGUCGAGUUUAAUUGGUAGCUGAAUCGGUAGCUGCUUGGCUACUAAGCAGUGAAAAACGAGAAGCUCUAUGAAACGGUCGUUGGUUUUUCAGAGGACUGCUUCUGUUUUUCUGAUGAGGUCGACUGUCCAUACACGGACUACCCCACACCUCGGAACAGGUAGGCCUAUUGUUAUUUAAAACAGUUACUACAACUUGCAACGCGACAUGGCGAACAACGACUACGAGAAGAGGAAAGUGGAUCUAUCCGACGACGGGCAAAUUGACUCUGGUAUUGACUCGUACAGAUCUUUAAAUAAGGAUUACCAGUCUGUUCCAGCCGCGCAAGACCCAAAAGCCGAGGACAGUGAGCGCGAGGACGGCGAGGGCAACGACGACAAAUUGGACAAUGCGAGCGGGGAGCGAGUGGACUCAGCGUACAGCUCGUCAUCUCUCAUAACUGACAGUCUAAACGAGAUUAUCCAAAGUUGCAGCAUUUCAGAAAAACCUGCAGCAGAAAGCCCAGAGUCGUACAGUGAACAGGAAGUGAGCCUACUAACCACCGUCACCGAGGAUGGAGACACAAUCUUGCACCUUGCAAUAAUCCACAAAGAAGAAGAUUUUGCUCAUCAGCUGAUUGAGCUCUUUCCCAAGGAGGUCCUGGACAUUCAGAACAACUUGUACCAGACGCCCCUCCACCUGGCCACCUACCUGGACAGCCCUGCGGUGGUGCAGCGGCUCCUGCAGAAGCAGGCCGGCCUGGCCCUGCAGGACCAGGAGGGCAACACGGCGCUGCACGUGGCCUGCCAGCAGGGCCGGUCCGAAUGCGCCACGCUCAUCACCAGCCUGGCGCCGCCCCGCCUGCUCCGCGUCGCCAUGGAGACCCAGAACUGGAGAGGUCAAACCUGUCUUCACUUGGCGACGCAGCGCAGGAACCUCCGUAUGGUCAAACUGCUGCUGAAGAAAGGAGCCCAACUUAACGUACAGGAUGGGACGAGUGGUAAGACAGCGCUGCACUUGGCGGUGGAGCUGCAGGACGUGGAGCUGGCGCGGCUGCUUCUGAACCGCGGGGCGAACGUGGACGCGGCCAUGUUCAACGGCUGCACCGCCCUGCACCUGGCCGUCGGCCGGCACCACGGCCCCACCACACGCCUGCUCUGCCAGUCCGGCGCCGACCGCAUGCUCAAGAACACGGAGGACGAGACGGCACUCGACCUCGCAGACGGAAACGAGAACAUCCUGGCCAUUUUUCCUUUCGAUGACAUCCAGAUCUCCGGACGGUCCGUCGUGGAGAUGAAGUUCUGAGGGACGUGUGUUUGUACAGAGCUUUCAAAGCCCAGCGCUGCAACACUGUGUGUUACAGUGAGUGUUGAAUUCAGUGUAGAAUUCCUGUGAUGUGUAGAAGUAGGCAUUGGACUAGUGAUGAGUGUAGAAUCUGGCAUUGGACUGUGUGGGAUUCUGACCUGAAAUGGCAGCUGAGUGCAGACACACUCACAUACACUCUCACACACACACUCACACACACACACACUCACACACACACUCACACAUACACACUCUCACACACACACACUCUCACACACACACACUCUCACACACACACACACACUCUCACACUCACACAUACACACUCUCACACACACACACACACACACACACGCACACACACACACACACACUCUCACACACACACACUCUCACACACACACGCACACGCACACACUCAGUGUCCUAAAAAAGCUCGACACGCUCCCAGGCUCUCAUCACGGUUUUGGCAGAGACGAGUGGGAGGUUGGGAUGUAGAAACCCCCUUUUCUUAUUUUUAGUUUUGCGCAUGGCUGUAGGACAGACUGAACCCCCCACCCCCCACUCUCAUGUCUCAAACGUCAUCCGACACAAAACAUUUGCACAAACAAUGUACGCUCUCUGCAGCCCAUUCGUACUCUGAAUCAUUAGGUUACAGAUUAAAGUUUCCAGCCCCUGUGAAGGACCAUUUUACUCCCCUGUCUCCUCCACCAGAGGCUGGCGUAUUACGGACUCAUUUUGAGAGUGUUCUCUGAGCAUGAGUAAAUGGGCCUGCGGUGUGCCACAGUCGCAGAAGUCAACAGGGUGGGCAUUCGCUUGACUGCAGUUUCAGGUCUGUCAACAAACUCUGAAAAUGGAGAAUGCCGUCGGCUAGCUGUCCGUUGUUUGUUUUUGAAAGGUCAGUGACACUAAAAAAAAAAAAAAUUUCCAGUUUAAAGAUCUCUGCCUCUGUUUGUGAAUCAAAAAGUAAUGACAUAGUAAUGAUUUAGUUUUGAGAGUCAAGGUACAAAAUUCAAAUGUAUAUUUAUAAUUGAACAAAUAUAUUUUAAGCAAAUGAAAAUGCUUUAAAAUGUUUUCUCCACUGGGCUGUAAUAGUAGAUAUAGUAGCAGUAGCUCUAAUAGAAUGUAGUUUUUUUUUUUGUUGAUUUUAUUUUUUGCUAAUGUGCUAACAGAGGCAAUAAUCUGUUGAUGUACUCUUUUCCAGCUUUAAUUCAAUUAAAUUUUUCUAAUAAAUGUAUUUAAUAUACAUUGGCUCUUUCUGUGUUGUUUUUCAUUUCCUGUAAUAAAACUGUAACUGUAUUAAAAUAUUUCUAUUUAUAUUUUGUACAUAUUAAACCUUUUGAGGCUGCAUUUGA
This is a messenger RNA of Conger conger (European conger), 2823 nucleotides long. It is a transcript of the gene nfkbie, whose product is annotated as nuclear factor of kappa light polypeptide gene enhancer in B-cells inhibitor, epsilon. Lineage: Eukaryota; Metazoa; Chordata; Actinopteri; Anguilliformes; Congridae. Bases 392 to 1468 code for a protein of 358 amino acids. The record is from RefSeq and is a predicted model, not a curated record. Gene Ontology annotation, molecular function: protein binding. The transcript has 6 exons.